Molecule: messenger RNA, 1135 nt
Organism: Aricia agestis (brown argus)
Lineage: Eukaryota; Metazoa; Arthropoda; Insecta; Lepidoptera; Lycaenidae
Product: probable uridine nucleosidase 2
Exons: 8
Coding region: 71-1087 (338 amino acids)
Molecular function (GO): hydrolase activity, hydrolyzing N-glycosyl compounds
Source: RefSeq, a predicted model, not a curated record
UUGAUAUUCAAAUCGAGAUCUUAGUCUCGACUUUUUGUCCGUAGAAAGUGGUUGGCACGCGAAAAAUAAUAUGUUUUCGAUUGUAUUUUUAUUGAAUUUUUAUUUGGCGGCCUGUACUGGAGUAAGACCGACUAAUGAUGGCGACAGACUGAGGCUGGUGAUAGACCACGAUGGCGGAGCUGACGAUGCCAUGGCCAUAUUCAUGGCGUCGUUAAAAGAUGAAAAUUUUGGAGGGCCUAAACUCACAGCGCUCACAACUACCUUCGGUAAUGUAGAAGAGAGCCAAGCCUUUAUCAACUCACAGAUCAUACUGGAUGUAGCUGGACGGUCUGAUGUCAUGUUAUUCAGAGGCAGUACCGAACCUUUCGUAAAAGGCAUAGAGUCAGACUACUUCUUCGGCAGGGACGGACUCGGAGACAACGGCCUUCAGAGCUACAGACCCAUAAGGGCACAAAAUGUGCACGCGGCUCUGGGUUUGAUUCAGAUGGCUUCUAGAUAUAGAGAAAAGUUAAUAGUUGCUGCCAUUGGUGCUCUGACCAACAUUGCUCUGGCUAUCAAACUGGACCCUGAAUUCAUAAACAAGGUUGGACAUCUGUACAUAGGUGGUGGAAAUAUAAACGAUGAAGCAGAAUUUAACAUAGCCAUGGACCCAGAGGCGUACCACAUUGUGGUUAGCCACGGACAACCAGACAAGCUGACGCUCGUACCCUUCACCACUAUCUACGCAAACCAGAACAUCACCGAAGACUGGAGGAUCAACAAACUCGGAACUCUUCCGACAUCGAUCAUGAAGAGGCAGAACGCAUUCGAGCGAGUUAGCAUGGCCAACUCCACCUACUGGUGUCUCCUGGACCCAGCAGCGAUGGCCAUCGUGUUGGAUGAAGAUGACAUAGUCGUGGAGGCGAAGUACGCAAAAGCUACUGUUGGGACUUGUGAUAGUGAACGCGGCGUCACAAGAUACGACUUCGAGAGCGCUAACGCAACAGCGAGAGUGGUGACGGAAGUAAAGAAGGAACCUUACCAGGAUCUGCUGCUAAAACUCUUCGCGAAGGACAGCAAGAGAGCGCCAUGGAAUUGGAAGUUGUAGACUAAAUCAAAAAAAGAAAGACGAACAAAAUAAAUUGAGUGAAAUUUG